Messenger RNA from Cotesia glomerata, 3944 nucleotides. RefSeq names its product putative fatty acyl-CoA reductase CG5065 (gene FAR1). The coding region runs from base 719 to 2278 and encodes 519 amino acids. The record is from RefSeq and is a predicted model, not a curated record. The transcript is spliced from 7 exons. NCBI's taxonomy places the organism in Eukaryota, Metazoa, Arthropoda, Insecta, Hymenoptera, Braconidae. Gene Ontology annotation, cellular component: peroxisome. Gene Ontology annotation, molecular function: alcohol-forming very long-chain fatty acyl-CoA reductase (NADP+) activity. Gene Ontology annotation, biological process: long-chain fatty-acyl-CoA metabolic process.
UACCCAAACUGGUGGUACUUGGCAGUUGCCCCAAGAUGGCGAACGCGGUUGGUGUGCGAGUGAUUCGGGCUGAAAAGUGUGAAAAAGGCGAGAAGAAGUGCGGGUUCCUGUGUUAAAGAGCCCGUUAUUGCGGCGAUUUAAGUUUGAGAGGAGCUCGCACGAGUACUUUGGUGGCAUUACACGUGAAAAUAUAUAUCUGUCACAUUCAGCCCGAACUCGGGUUUUGGAUAGCCGCGCCUUUGCCAGCUGGUUUUCCGGGUCGACUAGAGAAACUAGAGAGCAGUAACAAUAGAGCGAAAUUGUGCCGGAGAUAACGGUUCAGACUCCCCAUUCAUCUUUGUUCAGGGUGAGCGGACAGAAAUGUAAAACGAAAUGGUUGUGACUGGAUCCAUGUACUACUUCUACAAGUUUGGAUCAACAAUAGAGAACCUCCGAGCACUCAGUGCCACCAGCGAUAUAAGCAGCAGCAUUAUUACUGUGGAAUAUCCAUCAAUAUUGCCAUCAGUAUCAACAUCACCAUCAACACUUAAAUUAAAAGCAACAUUGACGUUAACGCAUAAAUAAAGUCUUCGUUUAAUUGCGGGUUUUUAUCCGCUUGGUUUACUCCGAAGAGACACUCCAAGGCUGAUUAACUUCCAUUAUUUAAAUUUAACACCGGCUUCCGACUUACGAAUUUUGUGGCAAAGUUGUUGUUAACUGGUGGAUUACGAAUCGAGUUAUGGCAACGAUGGCUGGCGGCGAAUAUACUUCUGUUAAGGAUUUUUAUAUGGGGAGAUCUAUUUUCAUCACCGGGGGCACUGGUUUCAUGGGAAAAGUACUCGUUGAGAAAUUACUGAGGUCAUGCUCUGGGAUUAAGAAUAUUUAUUUACUUAUGCGACCUAAGAAGGGGCAGAGUGUGCAAGAAAGGCUACAGGAGCUUCUUAAUGCACCGUUAUUCGAUAAACUGCGUCGUGAUAGUCCACAUGAACUGACGAAAAUAGUACCGAUAGGUGGUGACGUAACUGAACCGGAACUUGGAAUAUCAGCAGCUGAUCGUGAAAUAUUAACAAGAAAUGUAUCGAUUGUAUUUCAUUCAGCGGCGACUGUUAAAUUUGAUGAGGCACUUAAUCUAUCGGUUAUGAUCAAUAUGUUGGGUAGUCAACAACUGGUACAUCUAUGCCAUCGAAUGGAUAAUUUGGAGGCACUUAUUCACGUGUCAACGGCUUACUGCAAUUGUGACCGUAAAGAAGUCGAUGAAGUUAUUUAUCCACCGCCUCAAGAUCCCGAGCAAGUUAUCAACUGCACCAAGUAUAUAAAUGACAAACUAGUCGAAGAAUUAACGCCUAAGUUAAUUGAAGGUCGACCAAAUACCUACACAUUCACCAAAGCGCUUGCAGAGACUAUGUUACAAGAUCGUUGUAGUGGAUUGCCGGUUGCUAUUGUCAGACCCUCAAUAGUCUUGUCAUCGUUACGAGAACCGAUGGCUGGAUGGGUAGACAAUUUAAAUGGUCCCACUGGGAUAAUUGCCGCUGCUGGCAAGGGAUUCUUUAGAACGAUGUUGUGUCACGAAGAAAAGGUAGCAGACUUUGUACCGGUAGACAUAGUGAUAAAUUUGAUGAUAUGCGCGGCCUGGAAAACUGCAGCAGCACACCGUACAGAUCCAGACACAAUAACAGUGUACAAUUGUUGUACCGGGCAACAAAAUCCAAUAACAUGGAAAGAAUUUAUUGAUUUGUCAUUUAAAUAUAGUAGAAUACACCCAGCAAGAGAUGCAGUGUGGUAUCCGGGUGGUAGUUGCCAAAAGUACUCAUAUUUGAACAAAAUAUUCAUAACAUUUCAGCACAUAUUACCCGCACAUAUUCUCGAUCUCAUAGCUCGAUUGAGAGGUACUAAACCAAUAAUGUUACGUGUACAGGCUAAGUUAACAAAAGCCGCGACUUGCCUCGAAUAUUUUACAACACAACAGUGGAAUUUUAAGGACGACAAUGUACGGAGACUCAAUCAGCAGCUGAGUCCUGAAGACCGUAACACUUUUAUGUUCGAUGUCAGGCAAAUCGACUGGCCUUCCUAUUUGGAGAAUUAUAUUAUCGGUAUACGACAGUUUAUACUCAAAGAGAGUCCGGAAACACUGCCAGCUGCGCGUUCACAUAUUAUGAGAUUAUAUUGGCUUCAAAAAGUGAUACAAAUUGGCGCAGUAGCACUUGUAAUACGUCUUCUUCUGUCCCGUAGCUCAAUCGCAAGAUCCGCGUGGUUCAUGCUUCUAUCCAUAGUACUCCGUAUGUGCCGUAUGAUUGUUUGACGGCUCAGAGCCAAAUUUACCAUUUUACACAGUAAUGUUAUUAAUGCAAAAAUGCAAAAGCCAACAGAGGAGCUUAGUUGCAAGGUGCGAAUUGUCCUUCGACCUUCAUCGCCGGCAUCAUCGACAUUGACGACAUCAACAUCUUUAUCACCAACGUCAACAUCAACAUUAUCAACACCAUCAUCAUCAUCAGCAUCAACAUUACUUUCACCAGCACAGCUCAGUAUCCCCGACGACGACGCUCUCAUUUCGCUCCCAAACGUUGGCCUUUUUAACGUUUGUAUUUGUUCAUAAGUUAGCAACUGAUUUAGUAUACUCGCGAUUUGUCUGCGACAAUUACUGGUUUAUUAUUUUAAAAAAUUUGUCUGCUACCGAUUAACUACUGGCUAUUGUAUCUAUUACCACCAGAGCAGCGACUACUUUCAACUUUAUAUUAUUCAAAAGUUUCCAUUUUUUUAUUUUAUUCAUCUACAUAAUAAUAAUAAUAUUAAUUAUUAUUAUUAUUAUUAUUAUUAUUAUUAUUAUUAUUAUUAUUAUUAUUAUUAUUAUUAUAAAAAGUGGAAUUGUAAUUUAUUAAAUUUGUUAAAAUUUUAAUUAUCAUAAUUACAAACGAUGGCAAUUAAAUGUCCGUUAUUUUGUGAUAUAAAAUAUAUUCAAUAAUACAUAACGAUUGCUGCUUCUCUAGACUAGAAAUAAAUGAAAAAAAAAAUAGAAAUAAAUAAAUAACGGAAGUAAUAACUAAAAAUAAAAAUCCGUUAGCCGCUUAUUCGGUACCCGACAUAUUUUUAAAUAAAUCUUUAUAUUUAUUUAUUUAUUUGUAAAUUAUUAUUUUCUGUGACUUUUUGUAAGAUACCUAGAUCGUAUUUAAUUGAUUGAUUGAUUGAUUGAUUGAUACCGACCCUAUUGUUAUUAUUUUAGUAAAUGAUCCAUUUAUUUCGGACAUUUGUAUUCGAUAUUAGUUUAUUGAUACUUUUAAAACUUGAUGAUUGAUGAGUUAUUCAUAAACUGCCACUCUGCGGACAGAUUGAUAGCAGAGCACAUUUUAAGUAAAUAAUAGACAGAAAAAUAUAUAUUCAAAUAAAUUGAUAAUUAAUUAACAUAAAGUAAAUUAUUAUUGAAUAAUACUUAACGAAAGAUUUUUUUACAAAUGUCGGAGUUUCAUUUUAUUAACAAAAAGUUUCUACGUAUCUUGCACAGUUAUAUCGUCACAGUUCAUAAUUAUAUUUAUUAUUUACUAUUAUUUGUUAAUUUUGAAGGCAUUGGCAACUUAGUUAUUCAAAAUGAAAUAUUGUCCAGCAGAAAUUAAAAAAAAAAGUUAUAUAUAUUAUAUAUAAAUAAAUUACUAUAUAUUAAGGUGGUUUUAAUUGAAUGAUUUUUGAAUUUUUGUCGCGGAUCUUCUAGAUAUAUUCUGAGUUUAUAAAUAUAAAUUUUUUUUUAUUCGUUUAGAAAGUAUCUAAAAAAUGCGAAAUAAAAAUUUUAAAAAUCAUUGAAAUAACAACAACCCUACGAUAUAUAAAUAUAUAAAUAAAUAAAUUAAAAGCGAGUGUGCAAUUAAUAGCGUGUUCGAGUAAUUGAUUAGAAAUAAUUUGAGUGAAAUGCAAAAAAUAAUAAAAAUAGGAGGUUGUAAAUACGAAAUUGCUGCUAAUAAACUAUGUAUUAUAUAGUU